UCGUCUGCAAUCAACUAAGCUUAAUAAUUCGAAUUUUUUGUUUAUAAUUUAUAUUAAAUGCUAAGUUUGCUUCUGUCGUGAAAGCAGGUUCAUUAGAAAAUGAGCUUCCGAUGUUUAAUUUGUUUCAACAGGAUAACGACCCUGCCCUUGAUAUCCAGAAAUGCACAGUGCGGUAACCUCUUCAACCGAAUACAGCCGUGCACUAGUCAGCUACGUCUAAAUACCAAUCAAUCAUGGAGACCAAUGCCAGACAUUGAUUAUUUGAGUGACCCCAACAAUUAUGAAAUUAUAGAAAGCAAUAUCAAAUCCAGAAAAGGAACGGGAAACAUCAAGAUGCUAAAGGAAUUGCUAUCAAAGUACAGCAAUGCUGAAUCACAAGAGAAAGAUGAAUUGAAGCAAAAGCUCUUGUUCGAAGCACUCAAAAUACCCAACCAGUCAGAUCCCAGGCUACAUUCGUACGGCGAUACUCCUCGUAUAAUUGAAACCCCAGGACAAAAGCCAGUCUGGUCUUUCCCAGUACUAGAAUUUCACACAAUUGCAAGGAAUCUUGAUCUUUUGAGGACUGAAAAUUUGGGGAACCUCACAGGUCCACGAUCAUACUAUUUCAUAAAAGAGCUGGCUCAACUUGAACAGGCAUUAAUCCAUUUUACUGUGGCUGCACUGGAAAAGAAAGGCUUCACUCUAUUUUCUGUUCCAGAUUUACUUCAUUCCAGGCUUAUUGAGAGUUGUGGUAUGGAUACAAAGGGUGAAAGAACUCAAGUUUAUAAAUUAGAACCGGAGUUCUACGGAGACGUCUGCCUAUCCGGUACUGCUGAAAUGGCUUUAGCCUCUUAUUUCACAGAGGCUGUAAUACCUGUAACUCAGCUGCCCAUUAAAAUGGCAGCUGUAAGUCGCUGCUAUCGUGCUGAAACUUCAAAUGUCCAGGAAGAAAAAGGCAUUUACAGAGUCCAUCAAUUCACAAAAGUGGAAAUGUUUGGUGUGUCGAACGGCGAGGUGGUAGCCAGCGACGCUCUGCUGGAAGAGUUCGUCGCCAUUCAGAAGGAACUUUUCUCCAGUUUGGGGCUGCAUUACCAACUUUUGGAUAUGCCUCUUCACGAGUUGGGGGCGCCAGCCUACCGCAAGUUCGACAUCGAGGCCUGGAUGCCCGGCAGGAAAAUGUAUGGCGAGAUUUCAAGCGCCAGCAACUGCACCGAUUAUCAGUCGCGCCGGCUCAACAUCCAGAGUAUCGAUUCGUCAAAUACUAUGCGUUUCGUGCAUACCGUCAAUGGAACGGCCUGUGCCGUACCAAGAACAUUGAUCGCCCUGCUUGAGAUGCACCAAAAAUCCAAUGGCGAGGUAACUAUCCCAUCUGCCCUUCAGCCAUACCUCAACGGGAUGGAACGGCUUCGUAAACCAUCGAACCCUUUUAAAAUGAAGUGGAUUAAAUCAAAAUCACCACAAAACAAAGCAAAAUCGAGCUGAGGACGAAAAAACAAAACAAAAGCAAAUAGAUCACCGACUAAUAUUGGUUUUGUUUCCUUCCUUUGAUAGAAUACACGUUGACACACAUUA
Messenger RNA from Daphnia carinata, 1551 nucleotides. RefSeq names its product serine--tRNA ligase, mitochondrial-like (gene SerRS-m). Gene Ontology annotation, cellular component: mitochondrion. Gene Ontology annotation, biological process: mitochondrial seryl-tRNA aminoacylation. The transcript is spliced from 4 exons. Gene Ontology annotation, molecular function: ATP binding; serine-tRNA ligase activity; tRNA binding. The coding region runs from base 100 to 1461 and encodes 453 amino acids. The record is from RefSeq and is a predicted model, not a curated record. NCBI's taxonomy places the organism in Eukaryota, Metazoa, Arthropoda, Branchiopoda, Diplostraca, Daphniidae.